CACGACGAACUUACAAUCGUGGAUAAUUUUUCCGUUGAUUACUCUGCUGCUACGCGAUGUGAUAAAUAUGGCAGCACUUUGUCUUUUGUUUUGAUCGUGCUAUAAUUUGAUUAUGAACGACAGUGUAUCUCAAUGAAUGUAGUGGUCGUAAUGUGAUAAUGACAUAAUGUGACUUGAUCUGCAUUAAAAGAACGAUAUAUGUUAAUAUCAAUAUACGAAAUGAUUAAUUUUCUAUUUUUAAUUCAUUUGGAAACAUAUUACAGUGUCUAAAAACGAACAUAACCAGGAGGAUAAAGAAUUACAUGGAAAAGAAAACUAAAAGAUCAUUCCCUUUUCAAGAGGAUUUUAUGAUAAACAAUCAAAUUAAAAAAUUUAAAGUACAUGUUACUCAAAUGCCAAACAACAUGGAAAACAUAUCUGAAAAUAAUUUUAUAAAAUAUCCAAAAGUGCAAUCCUCAGAAGCAUCAGAUAAAGAAAACGUUUCACUUGUUGAAAAAAUGAGACCAACAAAUAUUGCAGCUUAUGUAGGACAAAAACAAGUUGUUGGUGGAGGAACUGUUUUGAGCCAUUUAUUAGAAAAAGGAGAGAUUCCCAGUAUGAUAUUUUGGGGCCCACCUGGUUGUGGAAAGACCUCCUUAACAAAUGUAAUAGCAUGUUUAAGCAAGGAAAUAACAGGUGACAAUAUGCACAUUGUAAACUUAUCGGCUGCCAGUUCUGGUGUAAAAAAUGUAAAGGAUGCUGUUACUGCUGCAAAGGAUAAAUCUAAAUUUGGAUGCAAGACAAUUGUCUUUAUGGAUGAAAUUCAUUGUUUCAACAAGCUUCAACAAGAUAUAUUUUUGCCACAUGUGGAGACAGGAACUUUUACUUUAAUUGGAUGUACCACAGAAAAUCCGUCUUAUAGUUUGAACCCAGCUUUAUUAAGCCGCUGUCGUGUGUUUGUAUUGAAUAAAUUAUCACAAUGUGAUAUAAUAGAGAUUCUUCAUAAGGCAAUAGAGUAUAUGAAUGGCUCAAUAUCAAACUUUAAAUUUAAUAUUGAUGAUAAGACAAUACAGUGGCUAGCAGAAGCAUGUGAUGGCGAUGCACGUGUAGCUCUAAAUACUUUAGAGUUAUCAGUGCUUGCAAAAACAUCAAACAGAUUAAAAACGUCAUACAGUAAUAACAUUAUAACUAUGAAUGAUAUCAAAGAAAAUUUGAUAAAAACACAUAUGCUUUCUGAAAAAGAAACCAAUCAAAGCCACCACAUAUAUUCUGCGCUUCAUAAAUCUAUAAGAGCGGGUAAAGCAAAUGCAUCUCUAUAUUGGAUGGCCAGAAUUAUGGCAGCUAAAGAAGAUCCAGUAAAUAUUGCGAGGCGCCUAGUUAGGAUAUCUAGCGAAGACAUCGGUCUAGCAGAUCCAGAUGCCUUAGGUGUAGCUGUUCACACAAUGCAUGGAUGUCAAAUGAUUGGUAUGCCAGAAUGUGACGUACUCUUGGGACAAUGCGCGGUUUAUUUGGCAAAAGCACCAAAAUCUCGAUCAGUGUAUAAUGCGUUAAAAAGAACAGAGAAAGUUAUUUUGGAACACAAAGGUCCUCAACCUGCUGUGCCAUUACACAUGAGAUGCAAUUCAACAAAGACACUAGUAAUCUAGUAAGCAACGAAAAUUAUAGCGAGACCUGUUUACCUACAGAAUUAUUGUGUUCAAACUUUUUUUAAUAAAAAGCUAACUUGUAAAUAAUUAAAAAAUAAACUAUAUAAUAUUUGAUAGAUACUUUCACAUGUUCUACUUAUAGCUGUAACUUUUUCAUUAUAAUUUUC
Molecule: messenger RNA, 1792 nt
Organism: Linepithema humile (Argentine ant)
Lineage: Eukaryota; Metazoa; Arthropoda; Insecta; Hymenoptera; Formicidae
Product: ATPase WRNIP1-like
Biological process (GO): DNA synthesis involved in DNA repair; DNA-templated DNA replication
Cellular component (GO): nucleus
Molecular function (GO): DNA binding; ATP hydrolysis activity; enzyme activator activity
Source: RefSeq, a predicted model, not a curated record